Vespula vulgaris is the source of this 1034-nucleotide messenger RNA. RefSeq names its product ribonuclease P protein subunit p25-like protein (gene Rpp25). The record is from RefSeq and is a predicted model, not a curated record. NCBI's taxonomy places the organism in Eukaryota, Metazoa, Arthropoda, Insecta, Hymenoptera, Vespidae. Gene Ontology annotation, molecular function: RNA binding. Gene Ontology annotation, cellular component: ribonuclease MRP complex. Gene Ontology annotation, biological process: tRNA 5'-leader removal. Bases 279 to 944 code for a protein of 221 amino acids. The transcript is spliced from 5 exons.
AUCGAUAAAAGUCAAUUUUUGCAGAUACUCUAAAUAAUUUAUUUUCAACAUUUGAUCGUAUCUGUUUAAUUAUUUCAAAAUGAAAAAUGUUUUCGGAAUACUUUCGUUCAUAUAAAACCGUUCCGAGUUCCAUAAAUGGCUCUUCGGUAUUGGCACGUCGAACGAACAAUACUAUGGACCUAUGACCCAGUGACAGAAAGAGAGAUAAAGGGAGAAAGAUAGAAGGAGAGUGGGACAUAAAGGUUAAGAUUGGGAGAGUGAAACGAAAGAAUUUAACAAUGAUGACAUUGGAAAGAGAUAAAAACGAAUCUGAAGUUCCAGGUAUUCCAUUCGAAGAUUUGUCAAAAGAAUUUCUUUUAAUGCGCGUUAAAGGUGGUACAAAAAUUAGAAAUGUCUUGGGAUACGCAAUAAAGGAAUUUUCGAAUCACGAUUGUAUUGUUUGGACUGGUGUUGGAGAAGCUGUCGGUAAAGUAAUUUCCUGUAGUGAACUUUUUAAAACUAUAUAUAAAGGAUUACAUCAAGUUACAAGAUUACGUUAUAUUGUAUCAAAAAAUUCAGAAAAUGCGAGUAAAGAUGUAAAAGAAGAAAUUCGCCGUGUACCAGAAAUUCAUAUUUUAUUAUCAAAAGAGGCGAAAGACAUUACAGUAUCUGGUUAUCAAGCUCCAGAUGACCCCGGACAAUUCAAUUUUCAAAACGAUACCAGUCAAAUGAAAUUAAAUAAAACUAAUAGUAAUAGCAAUAGUAAUAGUAAUAGUAAUAGUAAUAGUAAUAGUAAUAGUAGUAGUAGCAGCAGUAAUAGUAAUAGUAAAGGUAUAACUAAUAUUGAUGCAGAGAAAUUUGCUGCUAUGGAAUUAAUAACUGGACGAAAAAGACUAAAAAAGAAUCAACUAACGUUAACACCUUCAAAGAAAAAUAAAAAAGUGAAUAAAAAUGAUCAAAAAUAAUCAAUAAAUAUGAUAUAAAUAAAAAUGCAUUGAUUGUUUCAAGGUACAAAGUUUAUUUUAUAUUAAUACAUAGAGAUUGGUCACAUGAAA